AUGCAUUCAGUGUUCACCGCGGACGACUCCUCCGACACGUUUUGGGCUCUGUCGUCGCCGGCGGAGAUGAACCGGAGCACGUCGGAGUGGGCCUUCGAGCAGUUCCUCGACGAGUUCACGACCCCGGCCGCCACUCCUCGCCAAUCGGUCGCCGAACAAUUUCCCGUUUCGUCCGCCGCUUCCUGCUCCGUCGCGUCUCAGUCGUCGACGUCGAAGCGCGACGAUGUGGACGAAGAGGUAGUUGAGAUCAAGAAGCCCGAUCGUCAUCGCCAUCGUCAACUGCAACCUCCUCAGCAGCUCAAUCAUCCUCCGCCGGCGGCGUUGGAUCCAGCUCCUACGGCUCCGAUUAACUCGGACCAGUACCGCGAAUUUCUUAAGAUAUAG
Malus domestica (apple) is the source of this 384-nucleotide messenger RNA. Its product is annotated as basic leucine zipper 25-like. NCBI's taxonomy places the organism in Eukaryota, Viridiplantae, Streptophyta, Magnoliopsida, Rosales, Rosaceae. The record is from RefSeq and is a predicted model, not a curated record.